GAAAUCAAACAUAAAUGUUCUGAAAUGGAACAAAAGCUACUGUCAGACUAAAGGUUUGCUCUGCCUCCUUUAUCUAAACCAGACGUCUGCAAGCUAACAACACUAAAAGAGCCAUACAGGCUGGAACUAGGAGCACAAGGUCUUCUUUCAAACCUCUAGAAAAUAAUCAAGAUUUCUUUGUAUUUAUGUUACUUUCUUUCAUGAUUUAUAUAACCGAAUUUUAGCUUAUUAGACAUAAAUAAAAAAUGGAAAAACAAAGAGAAGUUUGCAUUUUAUUCUACCCAUGACUUUGGUUUUUACUCUGGAGAAAGCAACACACUUUUAAAAAUAGGACACUUUGAAUUACAGCUGCUGCAGCAAAUUUACUUGAAUCAAAAAUGUAAUACAACAUAAAUUAAUAAAGGCAUUUUUUUCCUAUUGUUUUAUGUCUACUAUAGUGGGCAGCCUUCCUUUUUCCUACUUACUAAUGUUAACCUGAAUGUAAAAAUCAUUUCAUUGCUAUAAGAUCCAUGAAAGUUCAGCAAGCAGCCCUCAGUUGUUUGUGUUUGUCAUCCAGAAGACAUUUGUAGCACAGUUACUACAACAGAAGUGCCCAAAACACCAACAUUUUAGGGGGAACAGAUAAAAACUUUAUGCUAUGUUAUGUUUAUGUUAUGGACAGUAUUUUUAUGUCAUUUUUGUGUCUCCGUAUUUUACAAUGAAUGAAAAUGUCAGGGCUGAACGAUAACCCAGCUGUUCUAAACAGCAUAACACUGUUGGUGGCUUCUGUCAGACGUCAGAGCUCCGUCUCCCCUCUGGUCACCGGCGGGAACACGUUAUUCGUUAUCAACCACCCUGAUUUAGCUUUUUGGACUUUUGGCUGAACUCAUAAACCUGCUGCAUUUGGAUCCAGCCGUCUUGUGACAGUUUCAUCAUUUCCAGGUCGAUGGGUAUUUUUUUUUUUUUUUACCUUUGAGGAAAUGUGAGAUCAACAAAGAACCAAUUAGGAUCAAUUAGCUUAACAGUCAAUGUAACCCCUUCAUAUCUGCCUUUAUUCCCAAUUAUAUAAAAAAGUUGUUCCUGUGUUUUUUAUUUCAUUUUUUUCAUUAUUGUCCAGUGGUGUAGAACCCAAAAUACAGGAGAGCAGGCUGUAUUACGGUGUUUCUAUAUUGAUCUCUAUAUUUGUCGGAUCUCUUUACAUAAAAUGAAUUUAUUGUAAUAUUCGCUCAUUAAGGAGGACGUGAAGGUAGCUGGUGUUAGAGGAGAGGAUGAAGAAGACAGGGUUACAUGGAGGAAGAUGAUUGGCUGAAGUGAAAAUACCAAAGGAAAAGAAGAAGAUUUUACUAUGAAACUUGACUGUGUCACUUUGCAGUUUGAGGGGCUCAUUUUAGCUCAUCAGUUGUCCCAUUUACCUGAAUCUGGCACAUCUCAAAACUGCUUUAGUAAGAAUAUUUUAUCCCAUAAAUUCAACACAAAACAUUAAAAAAAUCAAAAUAUCUUUAAUAUUGCGGGCGCAGUCAAAUGUCGUACAUUGUUGUUUUUUUCAGUUUCCGGAGCGAGUAACCAAACGGUGACUGAAGUCUAGCAUAGUAACCUAAAUAAAAGUUUUGUUUUGAUUCUGCUGAGGAACAAAACGGAAGACUGACUGCAACCAAUGAAUGACUGAUACGUCACACCGGAAGUGGCCAACAGAAAGGCGUGCGGGGAAGGCGUAUGGUGUUGCCUUCACAUGCGGUGGAGAAGUGUGAAAAUAUGAACACUUUAACGACUAACCAACAUUCAAAGUAGCUGGUCUUUUAUUCUGACGCCUUCGUUAAAUGCAUUAACACGAACUAAAGCCAGUCUCUAUGAGACAGGGAUCCUGGAGGACUUGGUCAUUUAACGUCGAUCUCCGAGUGUUUGCUGACUGGUUCAAACGCCGCUCUCGUUGAAGAUCCAGCAGCGACUCGAGUCGUCCGUGAACACCACAACAUGAAGCGGUGGACCUGGCGAGGAAGUCACGGUCCACACCGGCGACAUGGUUCCGGUCCACGGCAUGGAGGACGGCGAGACGAGCGGAGGCGCUCAGAUGACGACGCAGAACCACCCUACAGGAGAACCCACAGCCCGUCUGCCACGGCCACCGCACAUGCGCAACCCUCCUCCUCCUCCACCCGCAGCAGCGCAGCUCCAGAGUUACCAGGCUUCUACUUUGAUCCAGAAAAAAACCGCUACUUCCGCCUGCUGCCAGGACACAACAACUGCAACCCUCUGACCAGAGAGCAGCUGCAGCGCAAAGAACGAGAAAAAGAACGACAAAAGAUGCUGGAAGAGGAUCAAAACCCCAGAAAAAAAGCACCAAGGCCAGGAUUGAACUCUUCUCUGCUGCUGCAGAAAAGACAUCUUGGGCUUUUGCCUGAAAACUCCUACUGCAGGCUCGUCCACGAGGUCAAGGUCAGCGGAAUGAAGCGCCACAAACUGGAGAUUGAGAGCACAGACAACAGCAGCUGCCCGGACACUGACAACUUCCGACUGAUCGUGGGUGACUCGGCGUGUGAGCGGGUCUUCACGGUCAAUGACGUCUCUCAUGGCGGCUGCAAGUACGGCAUCAUGAACUUCAGCAGCAACAGCCGCGGCUCGCUGUCGGUGGAGAUGUGUGAUAACCUCUACUUCACCAACCGCAAGGUCAAUUCCAUCAGCUGGGCCUCCGUCAACUACCCCGACUCCCAUGUCCUGCUGUGUCUGGUGGGGGCCGCGGACACCCCCGGCUGCGUCAGCUUACUUCCUGCCUCCCUUUUUAGCAACUCUGACCCAGAUCAGCCCGGGAUGCUGUGCAGCUUUAAGAUCUCUGCAGCCUGGUCCUGUGCUUGGUGCCUCAACCCGCAGUUUGACAAGACCUUCAGCACCGGACUGUCUCGCCGGGUCAUCCUGAAGGAUGCAGAGACGGGACGAACGCAGACGUACAACGUCAGCAGCGACGUCUUGGCUCAACAGUUCGCCCUUCAGGCUCCCAUUCUGUUCAACGGCUGCAGGUCAGGGGAGAUUUUCAGCAUCGACCUUCGGCAGCGCAGCCGCAGAGAUCCGGGCUGGAAGGCCAGCCGCUUCCAUCAGGAGUCGGCCAUCACGUCCGUGCGAGUCCUGCAGGAUGAGAACUACCUGCUGGCUGCAGACAUGCUGGGACAGAUCAAGCUGUGGGACGUGCGAGGGACAAAAGCUGUGCAGGAGUACAAAGGGCAUUACAAUGAGCACGCCUACCUCCCCAUCCACAUCUGUGAGCGAGAAGGACUUCUGCUGGCAGUGGGACAGGACUGCUACACCAGAGUGUGGAGUCUGAGGGACGGUCACCUGCUGAGGACCAUCCCGUCACCACAUCCGGCUGCAAACGACAUGAUCCCCAGCAUCGUCUUUUCACCAAAUCUAGGGGGGGCUAGAGGCCUUCCUGGGCUCCUCCUGGCCGUCAAACACGAUCUGUACUACUAUCCAUACAACACUGACUACCCGACCGGAAGGCCAGCCGACGCGCGGCAGGAGGGCGGAGCCACAGUGUGACAGGUUUCUGCCAGAGGCAGCAGUGGGGUCAUUUUUCUGAUGCUGUGGGACAGCGGUCCCUUCACGGGGGGACAGCGGUCCCUUCGCGGGGGGACAGCGGUCCCUUCGCGGGGGGACAGCGGUCCCUUCACGGGGGGACAGCGGUCCCUUCGCGGGGGGACAGCGUUCCCUUCACUGCCACAGAAGAUCAACUGUCUGACAGGAAAGACGGAAGUGAGGCUGUGUUUGAGUUGCAGCCUUGAAUAUGCCUGACUUCCCAAAGUUUCAACCUCAGGGAGCGUUACUGGGGAACGAUUUCUGUAACUGGAAGUGCUCUUCACAAAGAACAUUGGUACUUGAUUUUAGAAAAUUUGUGUAAAUAAUAAUCUGUUGGAUCAAUAAAUCUUUCAGAAACCACA
Messenger RNA from Oryzias latipes (Japanese medaka), 3905 nucleotides. It is a transcript of the gene wdr21, whose product is annotated as WD repeat domain 21. The record is from RefSeq and is a predicted model, not a curated record. Gene Ontology annotation, molecular function: protein binding. Lineage: Eukaryota; Metazoa; Chordata; Actinopteri; Beloniformes; Adrianichthyidae. Gene Ontology annotation, cellular component: Cul4-RING E3 ubiquitin ligase complex.